ACCCAAAACACGUGAGGUGAACAUAUGUAAAUGUUCGGUCUUCUCACUCUUUUUUCACUUCCAAGGGAAACGCAGUGGUUGACAACGGUGGCGACGCUGGUAGAAUCCUAAACCCUAACCCUAAGAAAAACCAACAAAAUUUGGGAAUCUUGACGAAAAUUCUAUUGAUCGAUCUUUGCGACGCCAUGGACGUGGACAACGAUCAACCUUCCGCCGCGGCGGCGAAGGCCCAGGCGCUGCAGACCCUAGCAGCGGGUCCUCUCUCCUCAUCGGUGGCAAAGCUCGCCGCGUCCUCGCGCUGCCUCCCUUCCAACAAGGACUUCCACUUCUACCGAAACUUCGAGGAGUUUAAGGUCCCUGUCGAGGAAAUCGCGCGGGAGUCGCGGUCGAUGCUGGAGGCCAUCGGAGCAGCGGCGCACGCAGCGUUUCCUGCCGACGUCGACGACGCCUAUGACUGGCUUGUGAACGUGAACGAUGAUGUUCUGGAGCGGUUUGAUGCAUCCAUGGACGAGUUCCGGAGGCAUCGGGAGGAGGAUAAAACUGGGCAUUCGGCGAAGCACCCAAUGGAGGAGGAUGGGUUUCAGCUGGUUUCUAGGAAGAAGAAAGGGGUAAGAGGGAAUGUGAUUCCAGGGACGGGUUCUGAGGCGAGUCCGGCGACACCUGGAGUCACUGUGGCGACUAAGGAUAAGAAGACGAUGGGAUCCAAGCCCAAGGUUCCGUUUCAUAUUCCAACUAUAAGGAGACCGCAGGAUGAGUAUAGUAUAGUGGUUAAUAAUGCAAACAUGCCUUUUGAGCAUGUGUGGUUGCAGAGUAGUGACGAUGGGACAAGGUUCAUUCAUCCGCUGGAAAUGCUCUCUGUUUUGGAUUUUGUUGAUAGAAAUCCUGGGGAUGUUGUGCCAAUGAAGCCUCCCUCAAUAGAUAACACUCCUUUCAAGCUUGUGGAAGAAGUAAAAGAUUUAAAGGAGUUGGCUGCUAGGCUGCGUUCUGUGAAUGAAUUUUCGGUUGAUUUGGAACAUAAUCAAUAUCGGUCUUUUCAAGGUUUGACUUGCCUUAUGCAAAUCUCGACAAGGGCUGAAGAUUUUGUUGUUGACACAUUGAAACUUCGCAUUCAUAUAGGACCCUAUCUCAGGGAUGUUUUCAAGGACCCUUCCAAGAAAAAGGUCAUGCAUGGUGCGGAUCGUGAUAUUUUAUGGCUUCAACGAGACUUUGGAAUUUACGUUUGUAACUUGUUUGACACUCACCAGGCUUCAAAGUUGUUAGGCUUGGAGAGAAAUAGUUUGGAGUAUAUUCUGUACCAUUUUUGUGAAGUUACUGCAAACAAAGAUUACCAGAAUGCAGAGUGGAGGCUACGUCCACUUCCUGAUGAGAUGCUAAGAUAUGCUAGGGAAGAUACACACUAUCUGUUAUAUAUAUAUGAUUUAAUGAGGAUUAAGUUAUUUGCCUUGUCUAAGGAGUCUGAAAGUUCUGAGUCUACUGAUACUCCUCUGGUGGAGGUCUACAAGCGAAGUUAUGAUGUCUGCAUGCAGCUCUAUGAGAAAGAACUUUUGACAGAGAACUCCUAUCUUCAUAUAUAUGGGUUGCAAGGAGCUGGUUUCAAUGCUCAGCAGCUUGCCAUCGUUUCUGGACUGUGUGAAUGGAGAGACAUUGUAGCCCGAGCAGAGGAUGAGAGUACAGGAUAUGUAUUGCCAAAUAAAUCUGUUCUUGAAAUCGCUAAGCAGAUUCCUCUUACUACAAGCAAACUAAGGCGAUUAGUGAAGUCAAAGCACCCUUAUGUUGAACACAAUCUUGAUACAGUAGUCAGCAUCAUUAGACAUUCUAUUCAAAAUGCUGCUGCAUUUGAGGAAGCAUCUCAACUGUUGAAAGAAGCACAAGCUGCCGCUGCAUUAGAUGUGGUACCAGUUAUUGAUGGAACUGAAGUCCCCCAAUUCCAUAAACAAGAUUCUAAGGAAACUUCUCUGCAUCAAGAUACAAAUGUACAAAUAAAAAUCAAGUCCAGCAGUCUUACAUCUGAGCCAGCAAGGGUCAGUGUCACAGUUUCAGAGCAGGACAGGGAUGCAAAUGUUGGUGCACUUUCUCCGGAAAAGGGAAAUAGAACGACUGUUCAGGUGCUUAAAAAACCUCCUGGUGCUUUUGGGGCAUUUCUGGGGAAUUCAGCUUCAAAGAGGAAGCUUGGUCCUGAUAAGGGAAAGGAAGAUAUCAAGUUAGAGCAUAUUAGAUCUUCCGUUAGUCUUCCUUUCCAUUCAUUUUUGGGUAGCAGCGAGAAGUCAGAACCUACAGUAGAAACUCCCAGUGUAGCGUCUGAAAUGUUAGAGCCAACAAAACCUGUUUCUGAUAUAGUUUCUGCCUCUCCUCUUGAUGAGAUUAUAAUGCUAGAAUCUGAUACGGGUGCAGAGAGUAUGGAGCUGAAUAACCUAGAAAACUACAAUGUGCGCAUGGAGAAAAAUUCUGGUGUGUUCACAUCGGAAAAAGAGGACAAAGAACCAGUGUCUCUCAUGGAAUUAUCAUCAAAUUUUAAGAAAUGCUUUCACUCUAAUGACCAAAAUAAUAAAACCAGACAGCACGGGAAAACUGAACAGUCCAGUGGCGUGGUGCAGCUGAAGGCAUUUGAUUAUGAAGCUGCAAGGAAGCAUGUCGAGUUUGGAGAACAUACAAAGCAUGCAUCUUCCCGGGAUUGUGGCGAGGUAGAGGUCUCAGAUAGCAAGCAACGUUCGACAAUUGGACAGGAACAAGCUAGUAAUUCGACUAAACAAUUGCAACAAGGUAAAAGACGUCAGGCUUUUCCUGCUUCUGGGAAUCGUAGUGCGACAUUUCGCUGAUAAAUGAAAAUGGUACAAUAAUGAGAAAGCAAGAUGUUCAAUAUAGAAAUUUAUAGUGUUGAAUCUAAGAUUGGUAAGAUAUAGAAAUUUAUGCAUUUAAGUUUACAUCUUAAAAUUAUAAUUUUUACAUUUUGGUCAUUAGCAGCAACAUUUAUCCUUGUGUAGCUGAUAGUACGGAAGUUGAAAAAUGUUUCUGGGAGACGAAAAUCUGGUAGGCAUUGUAAAUGCAAACCCUAAAUUUAAGGCUACUUACAUUUUUCAUUGUUUA
This is a messenger RNA of Vigna angularis (adzuki bean), 3084 nucleotides long. Its product is annotated as protein RRP6-like 2. The transcript has 15 exons. Lineage: Eukaryota; Viridiplantae; Streptophyta; Magnoliopsida; Fabales; Fabaceae. Gene Ontology annotation, cellular component: nuclear exosome (RNase complex); nucleolus. Gene Ontology annotation, molecular function: 3'-5'-RNA exonuclease activity; nucleotide binding; nucleic acid binding. Bases 186 to 2816 code for a protein of 876 amino acids. The record is from RefSeq and is a predicted model, not a curated record. Gene Ontology annotation, biological process: nuclear polyadenylation-dependent antisense transcript catabolic process; nuclear polyadenylation-dependent CUT catabolic process; nuclear polyadenylation-dependent snRNA catabolic process.